AUGUACUUCUCAGCUCGAACCGCAAGUCUCGCCCUGCUGUCCCUGAUGGCGGCGGUUGUGGCGCAGGAGUACAACCUUGUCAAGGAGUACGCCGGCCCGUCGUUCUUCGACGAUUGGUCCUUCUACAACAACGUCGACAAUCUGACACAUGGGAACGCCUUCUUCGUAGGAGACAGUCAGGCGUCGAGCGCCCGGCUCGCCUUCGUCAAUGACGCCGGGAACGCCGUCAUGCGCUACGGCCAGAACCGCAACGCUAUCCGCAUAUCGACCAAGGACCAGUUCACUGUCGGCUCGGUCUGGGUCACGGACAUCCUCCACGUUCCGUUCGGGUGCUCGGUGUGGGGCGCGUUCUGGUCUUCGGCGCCCAUAUGGCCCCUGGGAGGCGAGGCGGUAAAUCAGGACGCGCGGAGCCACAUGGGGCUGCACACGAACCCGACGAGCACGCUCGUGAACUCCACCAAUUGCGACAUCAACGCGAAUGGGAAUCAAGGCUGCAUCGUGACGAACCCCGACCCUGCGUCGUACGGCCAAGCGUUCGCGAACGCCGGCGGAGGGGUGUACGUGACGGAGUUCGCGACUUCGGGGAUCUCGAUCUGGGUCUUUAACCGGACGACUCUCCCGAGUUCGCUCCAGGGAAAUCAGAGUGCGAUAGACACCUCUACGCUCGGCGCCCCGGUCGCGAACUGGCCAGCCGACGGCUGUGAUGUUACGGAGUUUUUCCAGCCCCAAGAGAUCGUCUUCGACAUCACCCUCUGCGGCGACUACGCCGGGGCGGCGAGUAUCUUCCAGCAGACGUGCUCCGGGGUGUGUUAUCAGGAUUUCGUCCUCGGAGAUCCGUCGCACUACGACACCGCCUUCUUCGAGGUCGCGUACCUACGCGUGUACGGACAGCCCGGCGAGCUCACCGUCAUCCAGACCUCGGGCGCGACCGCACGCAUCGCGGCGUCCCGCGGUUCCCAGGCGCUUCUGCUCCUGGUGACGGUGCUCGCGGUGGGGCUGCUCUUGUCCGCAGGCACGCCUUGA
Epithele typhae is the source of this 1023-nucleotide messenger RNA. RefSeq lists its product as uncharacterized. The transcript is spliced from 11 exons. NCBI's taxonomy places the organism in Eukaryota, Fungi, Basidiomycota, Agaricomycetes, Polyporales, Epitheliaceae. The record is from RefSeq and is a predicted model, not a curated record. Gene Ontology annotation, biological process: glucan catabolic process. The coding region runs from base 1 to 1023 and encodes 340 amino acids.